AUGGGUGCCAGACGCUGGGAGGAUGAGGCCGCGCAACUAGUCAUCUUGGCCAACAACGGCCACCAAGAGCUGCAGAAGGAGAGAUUCUCGCUGGCUCUCGAGGAUUUCAUGCCGAACGACCAAGUCGCGGGGGUGCUCAGGGAGCACUCAGAUACACUCUUGAGUCUUGGCCAUCUCCAGGCCAGUCAGGCCAAAGCGUCUCCCGAAAUCAGCCAUCGGCUCAAGGGCCUUCAUCGGGGGCUUUGCCAGCUGGCGCAGGCCAUUCAGGACCAGAUGUGUCGACCCCGUAGGCAGCUCUCUGGCGUCGUGGAAGAGAUGAUCGUUGGAGGGAUCUGUGCCGGCAGAGCUCCAAACGAAGAAGUCCAGGUGGGCGGCCUGAUGCUAGAGUCGGAGGCCGUCCAAGACAAAGCGCGACGAAUAUUGUGGUACAAUUGGUUCUUCGUCGGCAGUCUCAUCAUCUUUGUCCAGACUCGUCUGCCGCCGCGCGGUCUCGGGAUAAGGAGCUGGGCCUCGGCCAAGGCAGUGCCGGUGGUGAAUGCCAUGGUGAACCGAGCGUUUGACGCCCACGGCGCGUCCGCCUUCUACCUCUACGACGCCUAUAGCGGUAACAAGUUCCCUGGGGCUCUGAUCCUCCCACGGUACCUGAGCUAA
This is a messenger RNA of Purpureocillium lilacinum, 651 nucleotides long. RefSeq lists its product as uncharacterized. Lineage: Eukaryota; Fungi; Ascomycota; Sordariomycetes; Hypocreales; Ophiocordycipitaceae. The record is from RefSeq and is a predicted model, not a curated record.